This is a messenger RNA of Candida dubliniensis CD36, 1662 nucleotides long. RefSeq lists its product as uncharacterized. The transcript has a single exon. Lineage: Eukaryota; Fungi; Ascomycota; Pichiomycetes; Serinales; Debaryomycetaceae. The record is from RefSeq and is a predicted model, not a curated record. Gene Ontology annotation, molecular function: tRNA (uracil(54)-C5)-methyltransferase activity, S-adenosyl methionine-dependent. Gene Ontology annotation, biological process: tRNA processing. The coding region runs from base 1 to 1662 and encodes 553 amino acids.
AUGCUUAGUCUACAAAGAAACUUACCUAGAAUUGUAAGUUUACUGAAUAGGGUGAUCGUCACACAAUGCUACAACUAUUCAAAAAUAGCCACACCUAAUAGGAAACCGAAAGGAGAAGAAAAAAUUGCCAAUUUACUCAGGCAUUUCAAAAAGACAAAACGAAGAAAUGAUUUAACUGACCCCACUCAUCCUAGUAAGAUAACGUACCGUGAAAUCAAUGAUUUUUUACAACAAUAUUCUCAAAGUCAUAAGUUAGAGAUUCAAACGGAUAAUAUACGUAAUUCACUUGAUAUAAUCAAGAACUUCUUACCCCAUCAAAGAACUCAGGAUACAAUACUAGACAAUGUUAAAAUCAGAGCCAUGACUUCUCUGGGUGAAGGGUUAGCUAUAGUUCCUAAGUCCAUGUAUGCCCACAACUUUGUGGCUGAUCCUGAAGAAAUCUUGAACCAGUACACAGUAUUGAUAAUACCCAAGACAGUUAUCGGAGACAAUACCAAAGUAUUACUUAAAAUGCAUCAUGAGUUUUAUGCCGAAGGUGAGCUUAUUGAAGUGCUCAAUUCUAAGUCUAAAGAAUCCAGAAGAAACGAUAUGCUCAUAGUAUGCGAAAAGUUCAAUGAAUGUAACGGAUGCCAAUUACAAAUGUUGUCAUAUGAGGAUCAAUUGAAGUAUAAACAAUCAGUGAUCCAAAGAGCAUAUAAAUAUUUUUAUCCUCAGAUUUUCAACCUGUUCAACGACAUCGAUAAUUUUGGUGUUGUUAAUGAGUCGCCUUUACAGUACACUUAUAGAACAAAAUUGACUCCACAUUUUGCUGUAUCCAAAAAAGUUAACCAGAAACUUGGUUUCCAGCAUGUUAAUAAUCGAGAAAGAUUAGAUGUAAGCAAUUGUCCCAUUGCCACACCAGAAAUAAAUGAUAAAUUGUUAGAGUCAAGAGAGAAAUACAUUGGAAAAUCAACACCUUUGACACAGCUAACGUUAAGACAGAGCCUCCGUAUCAAUCAUGACACUGGUGCCUUCAAGUCAGUAGCGUUAGAGGGACAAAAAAAAGUUGUCACAGAAAAAGUCGAGGACUUUUUAUUUCAAUAUGACUCCAAUUGUUUUUUCCAAAAUAAUAAUGCAAUUUUGCCCAGUGUUUUGGAUUAUAUCAGAUACCAUAUCAAUCAAUCUGAUAAAACAAUUGACAAUUUGAUUGACACAUAUUGUGGCGUUGGGUUUUUUGGGAUUGCUUUGUCUAAAUCAUUCAAUGAAAACACCAAGAUUUUUGGUAUAGAGCUAGUUGAACAAGCAAUUAAAUACGCUAACCAUAAUGCUAAAUUGAAUGGGUUGGAUCCUGAAAGAGUCCAAUUCGUUUCUGGGGAUGCUUCAAACAUAUUUAACAAUGACAAAUUCAAAAAAUCGGGAAUUUCUGGUAAAAAUAGUGUUGUAAUUGUCGACCCUUCGAGAAAGGGAUCUAAUGAAUCAUUUUUGCAGCAGUUGUUAAAUUUUGAACCAGAAAUUGUUGUCUACGUCAGCUGUAAUGUUUUUUCACAGGCCAGGGACUUGGCUACAUUUGAGAAUCUCCAACAGCAUACCAAUGUAAAAUAUAAAGUUAAAGAUGUAAUGGGAUUUGACUUUUUCCCGCAAACAAAACACGUUGAAUCCAUUGCCAUUCUUGAAAAAGUAUAA